UGGAACUAUUCUUAGAAACUGUCAAAACAAAAGAAAAACACGUUUCAGCACUGAUUUGGGAGUGGGAGCAUUAAUUACACGGGGAAACAAUGAACAUUUAUUGGGGUAUCAAGUCAUUUCAAGUGAGUCAAGUCACAAGUCAGCAUUCAGGUCAAAGUUCAGCAAGUAUUUUCUAAUAUCAAGUAAUCAAAUUUGUGACUCAGAUCUGACUUGGGUCAAUUCAUUAAGUCAAAGUCCACUUCUCCGGUUGCAGGAUGGAUGUGACUUCAGUUGCAACUAAAAGCUGUCAGUUGCUCAUUAAAUACAAAUGAUGCAGUUUUCCCUCCGCCCACAAGGGGGCGCAGACUCCCUUUACAAAUAUGGCAGAUGGCCGUUUGAACUUAACCGGGCUAAGUGGAGAUUUAAGCGUUGUUUACAACUCGGGAGGUGUGUCCACAUGAUUACAAAGCUUUACUUUUAACCCCAGUUUCCGAGUCAGCGAGUGUCACAGCUGUUUAAAGUGUCGCAAAACCAUGUCCUCCCCAGAAAUUGCCUCCCUCUCCUGGGGCCACAUGAAGGUGAAGGGCUGCUCCUCCAGCUACAAGGACUGCAAGGUGUGGCCCGGAGGCAGUCGGGCCUGGGACUGGAGGGAGACGGGGACUGAUCAUUACCCAGGAGUGCAACCUGCUGAUCUGGAGGAGGUGCUGAAGAAGGGAAUAGACCUGCUUGUCAUUGGAAGAGGCAUGAGUGAAGCUCUCCAGGUUCCUUCUUCAACUCUGGACUUUGUGAAGCAGAAGGGCAUUGAAGUCAGAGUCCUCCCAACUCAGAAGGCUGUGGCUGAAUACAACAAGCUGGCUGUUCAAGGUGCCAAAGUGGGUGGCGUCUUCCACUCAACUUGCUGAUGUGGCCUCCCUUGACUUCAUUAAACAUGUUUUACAGCUGAUUGCUCCUUGUGCCGUGAGGUUUUCUCAGCAUCACUGCAAAGAAUAGCAGUGAGACUGAAACGCUGAAUCUAGACAGCAGGUUAAAUCACUGUUUAUUAACAACUUGAUUUUCCCGCUCUGUUGUUGUGAAGUGCUGUAAAUUUUAGAUAAACCUGGGAAAGUUGGUGAAGCCCUGAAAUCAUUUGGUAGCUCAGGCUUCCUGAUCGAAACAGGAACUUUGAUAGGAAUUCAUUUCCAACCACCUAAAUUGGUCACUUCUUUUCAAAGUUGUGCUUCUGUGUUUUCUUUAAAUAUGAACGAAACUUGUUUGAUAGAUACUGAGAUUUGCGAUUUGGAUUGUUUAUGUAUUUUAGAUACAUUAAACUGUUGUCACUCUCUCUCUCUCAGUUGUUAAAGUUUUCAGGAUUAUAUGAAUCAGUAAGAUGUAGUGAAACAUCAGUAUGUUUUUCAUAUAAGAAUGUAUUUCUGCUUGUUUGACAACAAAUAAAAUCAAUCUCUUUUCCAA
Girardinichthys multiradiatus is the source of this 1428-nucleotide messenger RNA. RefSeq names its product adipogenesis associated, Mth938 domain containing (gene aamdc). NCBI's taxonomy places the organism in Eukaryota, Metazoa, Chordata, Actinopteri, Cyprinodontiformes, Goodeidae. Gene Ontology annotation, cellular component: cytoplasm. The record is from RefSeq and is a predicted model, not a curated record. Gene Ontology annotation, biological process: positive regulation of fat cell differentiation. The transcript has 4 exons. The coding region runs from base 513 to 881 and encodes 122 amino acids.